Molecule: messenger RNA, 399 nt
Organism: Microthlaspi erraticum
Lineage: Eukaryota; Viridiplantae; Streptophyta; Magnoliopsida; Brassicales; Brassicaceae
Source: the annotation of a GenBank genome assembly
AUGGCGUCGAAAGCGAAGAAUUUGAAGGGUUUCUUCAAGCAGACGAAAAGCAAGAAUACCGGAGGUAUCUCCAAGUCCAAGUCCAAACCAUCUUCCCGGAAAGUCCCCAAACAUGCGGCUACUCAACAUUCUGAUGCUACGCAGCCGGCGGCGUUGAUUUCUCACGGCUCCGUCGAUGUCAAUGACGAGUUGGAUAAGAAGGAGGAGAUGCUCAGGCAAUUUGACAUGGACAUGGCUUACGGUCCGUGCUUGGGUAUGGCAAGACUUGAUCGAUGGGAGCGUGCACUGCGUCUUGGGAUGAAUCCUCCCAACGAAAUCGAGAAGCUUUUGAAAACCGAGAAAGUCCAGCAAGAUUGUCUGUGGCACGGUCGUGUCCAGCCCUUGUAUGAUCCACUGUGA